AUUCCCCUCUUGUUUUUCUCUUUCUAUCAAGUCCUCUUCUACUAUUGUCUGGGGUAGCCUACAAUUGAUCAAUUGCUACUAUGGCGCCCUCUCUUCUGGCUCCAGCUCGGCGCAUGGGCCUUGCGCUCGCCGCGGGUCUCGUUCUCUUCUCCGCACUAGCUGUUGCGCAUGAUGCUAUCUCUGUAGGGGAUAUGUCCGUGGGACAAAUUGAGGAGGAGUUGCAGAACUGCCCCCUCGUCGAGUCCCUCAAUGAGCAUAAGCGCGCCGCAGCCCCCCAAACAGCCAGCUUGACGUCCAAGAUCUUCUCCAUCCUCUUCCCCGGCAGCCCUGCAGUCAAUGCUAUCCUGGCGACGAUCUACAUCUCCGGCCCACCCAACUUCCUCCUGGCCCUAUGCCCUCCAAACAUCGACCCUUCCUCCCUGUCCGUCAUGGUCGCCUUCGCCGUGGGCGGCCUCCUAGGCGAUACCAUCUUCCACCUGCUCCCUGAGAUCUUCCUCGGCGAAGACUCGCCCGACCACGUCCGCUUCGUGAUGGUCGAGCCGAACCGCAACCUCCUCCUAGGCCUUGGAAUCAUGGUGGGCUUUUUCACCUUCGUCGCAAUGGACAAAACCCUACGUAUCGCCACCGGAGGAGCAGGACACGACCACUCCCACGCCCACGCCCACGCCAACAACGACGACGACCACAAACCCACCAGCACAACAACCGGCGCCUCCCCGCAACCCUCCACCUCACUGAAACAGCGCAAGCCCGCAAGCAACAACAACACCACCUCUCCCCAACCCACCGACGACGACGAGAAGGAAAUCAACCCGAGCGUCAAACUGGGCGGCUACCUCAACCUAAUCGCCGACUUCACACACAACAUCACCGACGGCCUCGCCAUGUCCUCCUCCUUCUACGCCUCCCCGACCAUCGGCGCAACCACUACCGUCGCCGUCUUCUUCCACGAAAUCCCCCACGAGGUCGGCGACUUCGCCCUCCUCAUCCAAUCCGGCUUCUCCAAGCGCAAAGCCAUGGGCGCCCAGUUCGUCACAGCCAUCGGCGCCUUCCUCGGCACUUUCAUCGGGAUCGCCGUCCAAGAGCUCGGCGGGAAUACCUCCUCAGCAGCAAUCACCGAUAGUAGCCUGCCCUCCUCUGGCCUCCUCGGAACAAGUCUCACCUGGGGCGAUAUGCUCCUCCCCUUCACAGCGGGGACCUUCCUCUACGUGGGAACAGUCUCCGUUAUCCCGGAAUUGCUGGAAACAGGCAAGGAUAAACGCACGGAGAUUAAGAAGACCAUUGUGCAGUUCUUGGCUGUUAUGGUUGGGGCUGGGAUUAUGCUUGUCAUUUCGUGGGAUUAGAUGAUGAGUAUUAAUGUGGUAGCUUUCGAUUGAUUGACGAUUAUGAGAAGAAUGCAUGUUGAAAGAUGAAAGAUGAGAGAUGAGAUGGCAUAUGGAUAUAGAAUUAGUAAAUAAUGAUGGUGUGGACUGUCAAAGAAAUAGACAAUUUAAUAUGAUCGAGGUGUUAUAGAUUA
Messenger RNA from Aspergillus piperis CBS 112811, 1516 nucleotides. Its product is annotated as Zn(2+) transporter YKE4. The record is from RefSeq and is a predicted model, not a curated record. Gene Ontology annotation, cellular component: membrane. Gene Ontology annotation, biological process: zinc ion transmembrane transport; intracellular zinc ion homeostasis. The transcript has 4 exons. Gene Ontology annotation, molecular function: zinc ion transmembrane transporter activity. Bases 81 to 1343 code for a protein of 420 amino acids. NCBI's taxonomy places the organism in Eukaryota, Fungi, Ascomycota, Eurotiomycetes, Eurotiales, Aspergillaceae.